This is a messenger RNA of Armigeres subalbatus, 1791 nucleotides long. It is a transcript of the gene pths, whose product is annotated as ATP-dependent RNA helicase DDX47. The coding region runs from base 162 to 1667 and encodes 501 amino acids. Gene Ontology annotation, molecular function: nucleic acid binding; ATP binding; RNA helicase activity. The transcript has 3 exons. Lineage: Eukaryota; Metazoa; Arthropoda; Insecta; Diptera; Culicidae. The record is from RefSeq and is a predicted model, not a curated record.
AAUGUUUUGUUUACAACUUAAACGUCACCACUCAAAGUUUUUCGGCUCAGGUUUGGAACACGCGUUUUUCAAUUUGUUUUUCGAGAAUCAUUUCGUAAAUUAACGAGAAUUGCCUUCUUACAUUUGCAAUAUAAUCCUAAAUAUUCUUAAAUCUGUUCAUAAUGUCGAGUUCCGAUAGUGAAAAUGAAAAUUUAACUGAUAUGGAGGAGGAAAAUCAAAUCAACGCUGACUCAGACUCAAACGAUGCCCAACAGAAUGGUGCCAGUUCCGACAAUGAGGAAGAAGAAAGCGAUGGCAAACAGAAAGAUGAUUCCGAGGAAAAGCAAGUGUCCUGGGAAGAUGUGGGUUUGAUUGAUACUCUUUGUGAAGCGUGUCGAGCGCUAAAAUGGAAAGCUCCGUCGAAAAUUCAGCGGGAAGCGAUCCCCCUGGCGCUUCAGGGCAAGGACGUCAUCGGUUUAGCAGAAACCGGUUCCGGCAAGACCGGAGCUUUUGCAUUGCCAAUUCUGCAGGCAUUGUUGGAGAAUCCUCAACGCUACUUCGCCGUCGUUUUGACUCCGACCCGUGAGCUAGCGUACCAAAUUUCGGAACAGUUCGAAGCUCUGGGUGCCUCAAUCGGCAUCAAGUGCUGCGUGAUUGUCGGAGGUAUGGAUAUGGUGUCACAAGCUUUGCACUUGGCCAGAAAACCGCAUAUUAUCAUUGCCACCCCGGGACGUUUGGUGGACCAUUUGGAAAACACCAAAGGAUUCAAUCUGAAAGCAGUCAAGUAUCUGGUGAUGGACGAAGCCGAUCGCAUCCUUAAUCUAGAUUUCGAGGUUGAGUUGGAGAAAAUCCUCAAGGUUAUUCCCCGGGAGAGAAGAACGUUUUUAUUCAGCGCCACAAUGACGAAAAAGGUGAAAAAAUUAGAACGAGCUUCCCUGAAGGAUCCAGUCAAAGUGGAAGUGUCUAGCAAAUAUCAGACAGUGGAAAAACUGUUACAAUAUUAUAUUUUCAUACCUGCAAAGUUCAAAGAUGUGUAUUUGGUGCACAUUCUGAAUGAGCUGGCUGGCAACAGCUUUAUGAUUUUCUGCAGUACGUGCAACAAUACGGUUAGAACGGCAUUGAUGUUGCGGGCCCUCGGAUUGGCAGCAGUUCCAUUGCACGGCCAAAUGUCGCAGAACAAACGACUUGCAGCUCUCAACAAGUUCAAGGGGAAAAACCGUCAAAUUUUAAUAUCGACAGACGUUGCCUCACGUGGUCUCGACAUUCCCCACGUGGAUGUGGUAUUAAAUUUCGAUAUUCCAACGCAUAGCAAAGAUUACAUUCAUCGUGUGGGAAGAACGGCUCGGGCAGGUCGUGCCGGAAAAGCGGUUACAUUUGUGACGCAAUACGAUGUUGAGCUAUAUCAGAGGAUCGAACAUUUGCUAGGGAAAAAACUUCCUCAAUUUAAGUGUGAAGAAGAUGAAGUGAUGGCCCUGCAGGAACGAGUUGGUGAAGCUCAACGUACGGCGCGUCUGGAGCUCAAGGAUAUUGAUGAUAGAAAAGGUGCCAAGGGAAAAGGUAAGCGAGAUCGCAGAGGUGAUUCAGACGACGAUGACACCGAGCAGUUUAACGGAGUUAGAAAACGCAUCAAGAAGGGAGGAAAAGGAGGGAAAGGCAAACGAAACCGCUCUUUGCACCCGACAUUUUGAUGACUACAGCAUGAAAAACACCAAGGUGGCCAAACAGAUCAAUAAGUUUUUGCUGAAAAACUUGCACCAGAAGAAAAAGUUUUCCGCCUACGGAUUCUUUGAUAUCGACAACAGUGUGAUUUAU